Elephantulus edwardii (Cape elephant shrew) is the source of this 1611-nucleotide messenger RNA. RefSeq names its product TNF receptor-associated factor 6, E3 ubiquitin protein ligase (gene TRAF6). Bases 1 to 1611 code for a protein of 536 amino acids. Gene Ontology annotation, cellular component: plasma membrane signaling receptor complex. The transcript is spliced from 6 exons. Gene Ontology annotation, molecular function: tumor necrosis factor receptor binding; ubiquitin protein ligase activity; zinc ion binding. Gene Ontology annotation, biological process: protein K63-linked ubiquitination; positive regulation of JNK cascade; tumor necrosis factor-mediated signaling pathway. The record is from RefSeq and is a predicted model, not a curated record. NCBI's taxonomy places the organism in Eukaryota, Metazoa, Chordata, Mammalia, Macroscelidea, Macroscelididae.
AUGAGUCUGCUAAACUGUGAAAACAGCUGUGGAUCCAGCCAGGCUGACAGUGAGUGCUGUGCGGCCAUGGCCAGCUCCUGCAGCACCGCAGCCAAAGAUGACAGUGUGAGCGGGACCGCCAGCACAGGGAACCUGUCUAGCUCCUUUAUGGAAGAGAUCCAGGGGUACGACGUGGAGUUCGACCCACCCCUGGAAAGCAAGUACGAAUGCCCCAUCUGCUUGAUGGCAUUGCGGGAGGCAGUGCAAACACCAUGUGGCCAUCGGUUCUGCAAAGCCUGCAUCAUCAAGUCCAUAAGGGAUGCAGGCCACAAAUGUCCAGUGGACAAUGAGAUCCUGCUGGAAAAUCAACUGUUUCCUGACAAUUUUGCAAAACGAGAGAUUCUUUCUCUGAUGGUGAAGUGUCCUAAUGCAGGUUGUUUACACAAGAUGGAACUAAGGCAGCUAGAGGCCCAUCAAGCACUUUGUGACUUUGCUCUUGUGGAUUGUCCCCAGUGUCAGCGUCCCGUCCAAAAGCGCCAGGAGAAAAUGCACAUGCGCUUGGAGUGUCCAAGGAGACAGAUUUCUUGUGGGAACUGCUUAAAAGUCAUCCCUUUUGAAGAGAAAGAGAUCCAUGACCAGAAUUGUCCCUUGGCCAAUGUCAUCUGUGAAUACUGCAACACCAUGCUCAUCCGAGAACAGAUGCCUAAUCAUUAUGAUCUGGACUGUCCUACAGCCCCGAUUGCGUGUACCUUCAGUAUUUUUGGUUGCCUUGACAAGAUGCAGAGGAAUCACCUGGCGCGCCACCUGCAGGAGAACACUCAGUCGCACAUGCGGAUGCUGGCCCAGGCCGUUCAGAACCUGAGCCUCGCCUUAACUCCUGCCGUGCCUCCGUGUGACGUACAUCCAUACGAGUCUUCCUCUGGGUGCCAUCCAGAGGUCCGGGAUUUCCAAGAAACCAUCCAGCAGUUAGAGUCUCGCCUCGUAAGACAAGACCAUCAAAUCCGAGAGCUGACUGCGAAAAUGGAAACUCAGAGCAUGUAUGUCGGUGAGCUCAAGCGAACGAUCCGGACCCUGGAGGACAGAGUCACCGAAGCAGAAGCGCAGCAGUGCAGCGGGAUUUACCUCUGGAAGAUCAGCAACUUCUCGAUGCACUUGAAAUCUCAAGAAGAGGAGAGGCCCGUCGUCAUCCACAGCCCUGGCUUCUACACUGGCAAACCUGGUUACAAACUGUGCAUGCGCCUCCACCUCCAGUUACCAACAGCCCCGCGCUGUGCAAACUACAUCUCCCUCUUUGUCCACACGAUGCAGGGCGAGUAUGACAGCCACCUGCCUUGGCCCUUCCAGGGCACAAUCCGCCUUACGAUUCUAGACCAGUCAGAAACACCCAUAAGGCAAAACCAUGAGGAGAUCAUGGAUGCCAAGCCAGAGCUGCUCGCCUUCCAGCGUCCCACAAUCCCACGGAACCCAAAGGGCUUUGGCUACGUGACGUUCAUGCACCUGGAUGCCUUAAGACAAAGAACCUUCGUUAAGGAUGAUACAUUACUGGUGCGCUGUGAGGUCUCGACCCGCUUUGACAUGGGCAGCCUCCGCAGGGAGGGCUUUCAGCCCCGAAGUACUGACGCAGGGGUAUAG